Messenger RNA from Nezara viridula (southern green stink bug), 2868 nucleotides. NCBI's taxonomy places the organism in Eukaryota, Metazoa, Arthropoda, Insecta, Hemiptera, Pentatomidae. The record is from the annotation of a GenBank genome assembly.
AUAUAUCCUUCAUUGGGCAUGUCUCGCGCAGAUGCAGACUAACUUUACCAGCAGCCAUAUAUGAGAGUAUUUUUGAUGUUACCAACAGUUUUUAAAGUUUAUUUUAAGUGCUACGUUUUUUAUUGUCACCUAAGGCUUGCUAGUAAUAGGAUGUAAUGGUAACGGUAUUUACUAAAUAAUAACGUUGAGGUAUGUAUAAUGGUAUUGGACUUCCAACCCCUCGGGGAUCUGGUACCAAUGGAUAUGUACAGAGAAAUUGGGCUAGUGUGAAGAAAUCCAAAGAUAAAGUUAACUAUAGGACCGAAGAUGAUCUUGAAAAAAUUGAUGCUGCUGGCAAUCGGCAGCCCAAUAGUGAAAUUCUUGAUCAUGAAAGGAAAAGGAAAAUAGAAGUGAAAUGCAUUGAAUUAGAAGAAGUUCUGGAACAGCAAGGUUACCUCCAGGAUGAGAUUGAUGCGAAGGUUGCUGCUUAUCGGACGAUGUUAAUGGAAAAUGACUCUAAACUUGAAGAUCAACCUAGAGAUGAAUAUGGCAGGAUAAUUGUCCGUGAAACUCAUCAGAUUGCUGCUGCUCAACAAGAGAAGAAUGCUAGAUUGCGUGAAGCGUUUGGCAUUACUGAGCACUUCGACGAAAACAGGAAUGGGAGCGAGGCACAAGUUGAUUCUAAGAAAUACCCGAUCCUUCACUCACCAUCCCCCUCGCCUCCCAGAAAACUUGGAGGAGAAUCAAAGAAGGAGAAGAAGAAGAAACAAAAGAAGCAUAAACGAGACAGAACUGAAUCUCCAAGGGUGAAAAAGAAGUCAAAAGAGAAAGAAAAGUCGAGAAAGAAGAAAAAAAGGAAAAAGAGGCAAUCAUCCUCAAGUUCAAGCGAUGACAGCAGUUCGGAAUCUGACUAUGACAGUGAUGAAAGCAGUGGCCAUGAUAAGAAAAAAUCAAACAAAAAAAAAGUCAAUGGGAAAGGUGACGGAAAAGAAAUGAGAUCUCGAGGGCGUAAAAAAUCUGAAAGUGACUCUUCUAGGGAGAGUUCUCCUGAAGUCAAAGGGAAAAGUUCCAAGAAGAAAAGCCAGGAAAAGUCAUCUUCUAAAAAAAGGAGGAGGUCUGAUUCUGAAGAUUUCAAAGCAUCUUCCAAAUCAAAGAAACAAAGAAGUCCAAGCAGGUCACCCCCACCUAAAGAAAAGAAAAAGUUGAAAUCUGGCAAGGGUAAAUCCCCCGAUAAAAAGUAUGUUUCUCCAUCACCAUCUAGGAACAAAACAGAAAGUCAAAAACAUCGUAAGGAUACUUCUUUGAAACGAAAAUACAGUGAUCGAGAAAGUAAGUCUCUUUCUUCGGAUCGAUCUGUCAAAAAGAGGAAGAGCCGAAGCCCUGAAAAAAAGAAAAUAGAUGAGAAGAAGAAAAUAAAAGAUAGUCCAAUCAAGAAAAAAUAUGAAAAUUUUGAAAGUUCUAAAGAAAAAAAACAAAGAUCGUCAAGUAAGAAUAAAAUGAAAAAAGAUAGAUCUUGUAGUAGAGAAGAAAGAAGAUCCACUAGCAAAACCAGUUGGGAAAAACCUGUAUCAUAUGCCAGAAAGAAGGAUCCCAGUCCUAUCAAACAGAAAGAGAUACGGGAAAGUUUAGAAAGGAAGGAUCGAAACAAAGGUAUUAGAGAAUCAAACAGAAAAAGAUCCAGGACUGGCAGUCGAGAUAGGAAAAGUGAAAUCUCCAUAGGUUCAAGAAAGGACAAAAGAAGAUCUAGUCAUUCUAAGGAGAGGGGAGAUCUUAAAAAAGAUAAAAGAUCGAGUAGUAGAAGCAAGGAACGUUUGGAAAGUAGGGUGAUCAGAACCAAAGAUAAACGUUACCGUGAAGAUCGAUCAUAUAGUAGAAGCAAAGAGCAGAAGCGUCGUUCUUAUAGCAGAAGUAAUGAAAGGGGAGAGCGAUCCUACAGCAAAGAGGAAAAAGAAAGGUACAGGAAAUUGAGCAGGAGUAAAGAUAGGAAAAGUCGCUCUGCUAGUAGAAGCAAGGGCUCCCCUGAGCCUUUGAGUAGAAGAAGUAAAGAAAAGACUGAAUCAAAAUCAUUUAGUUAUAAAGAUGAAAAAGAUAGUAAGAUUCAAAAUCGAACUAUUGGUGAGUCUCGUUAUAAGGAAAUGAAAGACAAGUUCAGAAAAGAAAAAUCAGUGAGUAGGGAAUCGAGUGAACAACCGAAAAAGUUAGACACAGCCGUUAAAAAUAAACGAGAAUUGUCGGUCAAUGAGGAAGAAAAGAAAAAAUUACUGAAAGAAAAUAAGCGUGAGAGAUCUGAUAGUUCCACAAGAAAAUUACCAUCUCCUUCUAAAAGCCCAAUGCCAAGUAGAUUGGACAAAAAGAAGAGCGUUUCUAAAGAAAAAUCUCCUACAAAAGAUAAAGUAAAAUUGGAGAAGAAUAAAACUGGAAGGAGGUCGAGUUCGAGGUCUAGUUUAAGUUAUUCUCCUGUUGAAAAGUAUCCAGAGAGGUACAAAGAAAUCUUGAAGCCAAAGCCAGUUGUUAGGCUACAUGAUUCAAGUGGGGAAGAAGAAGCUGUUGGUAGUGAGCGAGAAUUAGAACAAGAUGUAACUGAAAAGGAAAUGGAAUCCUUGAAGAAGUUGAAAUCAGGGCUGGCUGCUAAGGCAAAGGAGAGCCUUGAGAAAGCAGCUGCUGUUGCGGUGAAACCUGAGUCUGUCUCGAGCCCUGAUGUCACCCCUCCUAGGAAAGAGGACAUGUCGCCCAUUGAUAGGACUGCCCUGGCCUCCCCUACUGUGCGUAGGAAUAGGAGUCGCUCAUCAGACUCCUCAUCUAGUUCUGGGUCCUCUUCAUCAUCAUCUUCGUGAGUAAAGAUUUACUUCAAUAAAUAAAUUUAUAAACCAGAAAUAAAAAACUUCAUUA